GCUUCAACAGCGUAUUUACGUGUGCGUAAUUGACGAGUGCUACUGGAAAAAACAGAGAAGAAAACGGGUAUGUUUUGACGAGUGUUUAAUCACGUUUUAUGUCUGAAACUCACACGAUGGAUAAUUGACUGGAUCAGAGAAUUACCUGGAGCAUAUCAUCGCGUGGACAAUGAAUACCUCAACAACGACAAGACUACCUCGACGGAUACGAGAUCCCGCGCGACGGAUACGAGAUCGAUUGUAUGCGCGUCUACGCUUGAGACCGAUUCCCGGCGAAUUGUUGCCAGCUAUAUCUCGUACCACGGAUACCUCUGCAGUAGAGAAUACGUUAAACAGACGUCCCAAUGGUUGGAAUUCACCACAGAGUCCUGAUGAACUGGUCAUUCAAAAGAGAGGUCGACGUAAAAGCAUAGUGUGGUCUCCAGAUCUUGACGCUAACAAACGAAACAAUCUGCUUAGCUUGAGCUCCAGAGAACGUACACCAGUUAAGAGCCCACAGGCUUCAAGAGAUAUCUUGAGAAGUCCACCUAGAAAAAGACUCUCCCUCAUUGAUAUUCGCCAUUCGGAAUUUACUACACCGGAGAAGAAGAGAAAGUCGUGUUCUCUGAUAUUGGACGCAAAUACAUCGCAAAGGCAGCUCGUCGAUGAUUUAACACGUGGCUUACGAGGUCUCAGUCACGAACAGUUAGUUCAAAUGAUUAUGAAUGUAGUACAUAUGCAGGAAGAUGGUUUACUGUGCAAGAAUACAACACUUCGUAGCGUACUUUUGGAGAAAAUACCGGUCGCUGAUAUUGAACAGUUGAUACAAAAACUACGUAUCCUUAGACAGAAUGUUUAUGCCAGCCUUGUGUGUUCCAAUCUGGACGAUUCCGCAUAUAGUCGUGCUUAUGUACAUCUGGACAUGUUUGAGAAAACCCUGAUUAACCAAGGAAAAGUAUUGCAAGAGUCUCAUCAUUGGAUAUCCUUGAUGCGUUAUGCACUGGUAGCAUGGGAAGUUACGAAAGAAUUGCCAGAAUGGGAAAAUCAGGGUCAUCACAACACCACACGUAAAUGCUUUAAGAGUUUAUCGCAGUUUUGCUUUGAAGCUCUAAAAAGAGAAAAUUUUGAAACAUCGGAUUUGGAGAUUUACAUUGAGAGACUCGAGACCAUUGCUGAACAAUGCGAAGAUUUUAAGAUGUGUCUUCAAAUGGCGGAAGAAGCGAAGCAAAAUAGUUAGGUUCUUUUUUAUCACAUACAUUUUUCUGCGUGCGAACAUUAAGCGAGCUUUAUUUAAAUAUUUAUUUUGGCAUAUUUGUGUCAACUAAAAUUAACAUAAUUUAUAUGUAAGGUGAUUUAUAAGAUAAAGUCAACCAGUGAGAAACUUAAUAUUUUAAACAGAAAAUGCAAAAAACUGCUGUAACAUUAAGUCACUGCGAUAAUCGAGUAUGUGGCAUUACUUUUUCAGAAAUGGUAUAUGGACAUUCAUUAACGUGAAUAUAUAUAAUAUGCGUCUCGCAUUUACUUAUUUUUCGUUUCUCGGUUAACGAACGCACUUGUGUACACGUAACACAAACGCGCGAUAUUAAAUCUAAUACCUAUCAAUCUGCCAUUUGACGUUAGCUGGGUAUGAAACUAAUUAUACAAUUUAUAUAUUUUCAUGAUAUAUUUUUUAAGUCUUUUAUUUUAAGAUAUAGAUAAUAUAACUUUGUAUGUACACCCUUAAAUGGAAAGAUCGUUUUAACUUGCCAACGCGACUGUCAAUUACAGCAUUUAUCUUAAAGAUAUAGGAGUAAAUGACUUGCCAUUAGAAACAUUAACGCUUAAAAGAAAACAGUAGAUAUAUUCGAAAAAAUCUAUUUUUCCAUUUAAGGGUAAUUUCGCGAAAAGUACUGUACUUGUUAGAAUGUGAAACUUACUGACCUUAGCUAAAAGUAUAUUUUGGUCUGGACUUGUUUGGGCUACUUAUGUGAAAAAUAGUCUAAACGACGAAAGACAAAAUUGAAAACGUAUCUUUAUGAUAAGCGUUUAAAUGGUGUUCUGUGUUAUUAAACAUCGAACAUUACCGGCUAUUUUCUUGAUAUACACUAUUUUGAACUUGUUAAAAUAUUCAAAAUACUCGGGAAAUAGUGUUGUGUAUUUUUAUACCUCUUGCGGAAGUAUCUUUUAAUGUCCAGUGUAAUCGCUUUUAUAACGUAUUUAUUGUGAAUUGCGUCGGGGAGAAUGGACUAGCGUGUAUGUAUUUUUCCUUUUAUUAAAAACGAUUUAUUUGUCAUAAUA
Messenger RNA from Odontomachus brunneus, 2256 nucleotides. RefSeq lists its product as uncharacterized. Gene Ontology annotation, biological process: proteasome localization; nuclear protein quality control by the ubiquitin-proteasome system. The record is from RefSeq and is a predicted model, not a curated record. The transcript has 5 exons. Gene Ontology annotation, cellular component: nucleus. The coding region runs from base 170 to 1216 and encodes 348 amino acids. Lineage: Eukaryota; Metazoa; Arthropoda; Insecta; Hymenoptera; Formicidae.